ACACAAACGUGUUGUAUGUUGCCACUACCUUUACACUGGUGGGCAACUACCGCAACAACGUGCCGGCCAUCUCCACGCGUAACCUCCAUGAUCUGGAUUUUGCUGAGCGCUCCUUCAACAAACACUCCAUGAUGACCAUCGAUGUCAAGUACCGGGACCACUUUCUGGUGGAGUACGUGUACGGCUUCCACGAGGGCGACUACGCCUACUUCCUGACGGUACAGAGACGCUCCCACCUGCCCGGCCAGCAGGAGCAGGGCUACGUGUCCAGGAUCGUGCGCACCUGCGUCACGGACGCCAACUACGACAGCUACGUGGAGAUGACGCUGACCUGUGGUGGUGACAACCUGCUUCAGGCGGCGCGUGUGGCCGAGGCCGGCCAGGACCUGACCUGGGACGCCGGCGUUCUGGACCGUGACCGAGUGCUGGUGGUGGCCUUCUCGCCUAGUCAAGGCUUCACUAACGAGCCCCAGGAGCGGUCCAGCGUGUGCGUGUUCUCCAUGAAGGAGGUCGAGCAAAAGUUCAACGAAAACAUCCACAUGUGCUUCAACGGAUCGAUGCAGUACCGAAACAUGGAGUACAUCUCCGGUCCCGUUCUCAACGGACAAUGCCCGAAAGCCGGGACGACCGGCAACAUCCUGCACUUCUGCUCGGUGGGUCUGAAGAUCUCGGCCCUGCAGCCGCUCACAGCUGACCCGGUCAUCUCGUUUGACCAGCGGGUGACCAGUGUGGCCGUGACCUCUACAGGUCACCACACCGUGGCGCUGCUGGGCACCGACCACGGAUACGUCAAGAAGGUUCUGGUGACGUCAAUGGACACGGCGCGGGCAUACGCUGAAGUCGCUGUUGACCCGGGGUCAUCCAUCCUGCCUGACAUGCACAUGGACCUGGCUGCCGAGAACGUCUACGUCCUCUCUGAACAGAAGGUGACCAAGAUGAAGAUGCAGACCUGCGAGGAGCACACCAACUGCUCGCAGUGCCUGCAGGCUGUAGACCCAUACUGCGGAUGGUGCUCUCUGGAGAAAAGGUGCACGGUGCGGUCCGAGUGCAAGAAGGCCCUCUCCAGCUCCCCCCGCUGGCUGACGAUCGAUGCCGGACAACAGUGUAUCGACAUGGAGAGGAUCGAACCCAGCCAGAUCGCUGUCAACCAGCAGGCGGAGAUCUCGCUGACGAUCCGGGCGCUGCCGCCGCUGCCGGCCGGGGCCAAGUACCUCUGCGUGUUCGGCACGGCUCCGCCGGUCGACGCCGCCGCCACCGCUGACGGCCUGCGCUGCCGGGCGCCCCAGGUCCGCCUCAGACCCUACGUGCCUCUCACCGCGGACCACGUGACCGUGCCGCUGUCGGUCAGGUCGUCCGAGACCAGCAAGGACUUUGUGACGCGCCAAUUCGCCUACUUCGACUGCGGCCGCCACACGGUGUGCGGCGACUGCGUGACGUCACGCUGGCAGUGCAGCUGGUGCGUGUACGACAACAAGUGUGUGCACAACACCACAGUCUGUCACAAGGACGUCGUGUCUCCUGGAACCACCGAGUGGCAGAACCCGGCCGAGCUGGGCUGUCCGGCGGUGGUGCAGCCCGGCCAGCCGAUGCUGGUGCCCAGUGACGUCAGGCAGAGCCUGGUGCUCGAGGUGCGCAACCUGCCGCCGCCGCUGGCCGGCCAGGCCAGCUACACCUGCGUCAUCGUGGUGGAGGGCCGCACCACCCUCGUGCCGGCACGUGUCGACGCCAAGCGCUUCGUCGUCUGCGACGGCGCCCGGUAUUUUUACCGGAGUAGCAGCUCUGAGAUAUCUGCAACCGCAACGGUGAAAUGGAACUACAAUCACCACGUUGGCUCCGUCAACUUCACUUUAUACAAGUGCUCGCUGCUGGCAACUCACCAAAACACUGAGGACUGCUCUCUCUGCCUGACGAGGGACCCCAGAUACAGGUGCCAGUGGUGUGGCGGGGAGUGCCGUUUCAGUGAGCAGUGCCGCCAGACGGCCGUCAGGGAGUGUCCCAGGCCCCAAAUCGAAAAGAUACACCCUCGCUGGGGUCCGCUGGAGGGCGGCACCCUACUUACCAUCGAAGGCCGCAACCUCGGCCUUCGCCGGAGUGAGGUCAACGGACGGAUCUUCGUCGGCCGGGCGCCCUGUGUCCUGGUCAAGUACGAGGUGUCGGUCAGGGUUGUCUGCCGGACCGGCGCCGUGGCCAGCCCGUCGGUGGAGCCCGUCAAGCUGGGCAACAACGCCGGCUUUACCAUCUCCACCGCUUCGUUCGAGUACAAGCCCAUUGAGGUAGUCGACAUCCACCCCCGCAUCGGCCCUCUGAGCGGUGGGACGCUCCUGACCCUGACUGGGUCAAACCUCCACAUCGGGUCAAACGUGACGGUGACACUGGGCGGCCUGCCGUGCCCCGUGGUCGCUCGGCCUGCUGGCGUCACGUGCAGAACACCGGCCGUCGGCGAAGUCCGCCGGGUGGACGAGAUCGGUCUGACUUUAGACGACGCCAGACGUACGCUUCGGGUGCCGUACAGCUACACGCCAGACCCAUCCGUGCUGGACAUCAAGCCGCUGAAGAGCUACACCUCGGGUGGGCGGCCUCUGACUGUGCACGGCCGGCACCUGGACUCGGUGCAGGCGCCCCGCAUGAUAGUGUUCAACGAGACACACCGGCGGCCAGUCAAUAGCACCCUCUGCCUGGUGCUGUCCGGCGAGCUGAUGGAGUGUCCGUCGCCGGCCAUCCCCCGCCUGUCCGGCGAGCCGGGUCCGGCGCCGGAGCCGCUCCGUCUGGCCGACUCCCGAGCCUCCCGGAUGCACCGGUCACCCGACAGCCGGCCGACCGGGCCUCGACACCGGGAGCUGCAGAUCGGCUUCCUCAUGGAUGGCGUGGAGCAGCUGCGGAACAUGAAACAGUUCCGGCCCGACCUGGAGUCAACCAUCAUCUACGUGGACGACCCCGUGUACUUCCCGUUCGCCAAGGGCGUGAAGGCUUUCAGUGGAGACACGUUGGUCAUUGAGGGUCGUGACCUGAGCGCGGCCAGUGACGAGCGUGACACGGCGGUGACGGUCGGCGGCCAGCCCUGCAAUGUCACCAGCCUGACGGCCAGCCAGCUGCUGGGUGCGGACGUGAUCGGCGGCAUCGCGGCUGGCGCCGCCGUCCUGGUGCUGGCCUCGCUGCUCAUCCUGUUCGUGUACCGGCGCAAGUCGUCCCAGGUCGAGCGCGAGUACAAGCGCAUCCAGAUCCAGAUGGACACGCUCGAGAACAACAUCCGCUCCGAGUGCAAGCAGGCUUUCGCGGCCAUGUGCACCCUGGCGGCCAGCUUCAACCCCGACGAGGUCGACUGCCUUGAUCAGAGGGAGUUCCUUAUCAAGGUUCUGUUCCCCGGCAUCGCGGAUCAUCCGAUCCUGAAGCACCAGAGCCCCUCGUCUCCCACCAGUCCUCGGACCACGCUCGAUGUGGCCAUGCUGCAGCUUGAGCAGCUGGUGAGGAACCCCAACUUCCUGGUCACCGUCAUCGACACCAUGGAGCAGCAGAAGGACUUCUCCAUCAGAGACAGGGUGACGGUGGCGUCCCUGCUGACGGUGAUCCUGAUGACCAACAUGGAGUACAUGACGACCGUACUGCACCAGCUGCUGGUGCGGCACAUAUCCAGGAUAUCGCGCUCCAAACAUCCUCACCUGAUGCUGCGCCGCACCGAGACCGUCAUGGAAAAAGCUGCUCACAAACUGGAUAUCCGUCUGCCUCUACGGGCAUAUCCGGGAUCGGCUGUCCUCGCCGCUGUACCUGCUAACUAA
Messenger RNA from Pollicipes pollicipes, 3773 nucleotides. RefSeq names its product plexin-B. The transcript has 20 exons. The record is from RefSeq and is a predicted model, not a curated record. Bases 129 to 3773 code for a protein of 1214 amino acids. Gene Ontology annotation, molecular function: semaphorin receptor activity; protein binding. Gene Ontology annotation, cellular component: semaphorin receptor complex; plasma membrane. Gene Ontology annotation, biological process: positive regulation of axonogenesis; sensory neuron axon guidance; regulation of cell shape. NCBI's taxonomy places the organism in Eukaryota, Metazoa, Arthropoda, Thecostraca, Pollicipedomorpha, Pollicipedidae.